AUGACUUUAUUGCUUAAUACACGAAUUUUUUUUUUGUUUUUACUUCUAUUUCUAAGUGAAAAUGUAAUAGGCUAUGUAAAUGAAAAUGAAAGUAUUGAGCAGCUAAAAUAUGUUAUUGAUAAUAAGGAAAUGUUCGAUAAUUUAACAGGAUUAGAAAGGCUAAUAAUACAGACAUUGAAAUUUGAUGAGUUACAACUACCUGUAUUAAAACCAAAUGUUCAGGAAUACCUGAACAUGUCUAAUUUUAUGAUAGUUAAGGUGAAUACUAACAGUGAAAAUGAAAUUGACAUAGUUGUGCCGAAUACCACGGCUGACAUUCAUGAUAUAGUAAAAUAUGAACACAUUACAAGACAGCAAAUAAUACAAACGUAUGAUUCAGAAAAUUCUGAUUUAGUUAAGAAGAAAUUUUUGCUUUUAAAGGCAUUAAAAACAACGAAACUCAUGUUAAUGCCUAUGUAUACUUAUAAGGAGACAAAAGAUUUUAAAAAGUCAUUAGAGGCAUUAAAUGCCUUUUUUUUUCAACCAGAAGAAGUAGAUAAGAACAAACCUUAUUUAUAUUCUAAAACGUAUUUUGAUAAUGUUAUAAACUAUGUUAACGAAAUAAAGAAGAGAGAACCAAAAGAAAAUGCAUAUUCAACUAUGAUAAUUGGUGAAGAACAGUCAUGUAUACAGAAUUCCAGCGAUUUUUUUUUUACAACAAAUGAUGACAUUGAAUUUAUGAAAAUAUUAGAUAAGGUAUCUAAUCAUUUUGGAAUAGCUAUGUUCAACUCAGUUGGUUCUAAUCUUGUAGCACUAGGGCAUUUCGUUGUUCUACAAUUAGCUCUUAAGAAAUAUGAUCAAUUUUUUAAACAUGGAAAAAUGAGAUUUUUUAAUUGGCAAACAAUUUUAAGUUUCAAUGCAUUAGAUAGGUUUAGGAUAUUAGACACUAUGUGCAAUGUACAAGGUUUUCAUGAUGUUCAAACUAAAAGAAGAAUCGUUUAUUUGAAGGAUGAUAGGUCAUCAUCGUACGAUGAAUGUAGUAUACUAGAAUUUCUAGUUCAUUACUUUAAUAAAUACCAAAUUUCAUUAAUUUCGAAUUUAUAUCAAGAUGAUUUUAAAACUCAUUACCUAUCAGAGCACGUAGAUAUAAAGAAUGAAUUUUUCAAAUUUAUGUGUAAUGAUAUAAAACAAUGUAAUAUAUAUAAUAGUAAAAUAUUUCUAAGUGAAGAUGACACUAUAAAAUCGUUGAACAGUGAUGCCCCUUCCGAUAUGCCAUUAAGCCCUUACAAUUUAUACACAAAUUAUUUCUAUUUUACAAGAAGUUAUAGUCAAUUUACACCAAAUCACAUUUUGUAUGUCCACUUUUUAAAUUUAACAGGAAUCUUAAAUAAUGAUAAUAUGGCUUUUGUAACUUCCAUUUACUUACCCGGAUAUUACAAUGCCAUUGAAUUAUCCUUUGAUCAAGAAUCAUUACUUACGGACUUGAUUGAGAAUUUAUUACAAUGUGUUGAAAAGUGUAAUUUAAUGGAGGUUUUAAAAAAAGCAUCAAUAAAAAACAAUAGCUCAGAACAAGACUAUGGUCAAAGUAUAUCCACGAAAUGUAACCUUUGCAAGGGAGUAUUCACAUAUAUAAACUCUAAAUAUGGAGAAACGUCAUCCAUGUUGCAAAAAUUUUUCACUUUUGUUACAAAAAGUAUUAAUAUAAAUAGUGUAAGCACAUUAAUUAGAAAUUUGAGUGUUUAUGAAGAAUAUAACAAUUUUUUAACAAAUGACGUCAAUUGGUAUACAUUUUUAUUGCUACUUAGGCUUACCUCCUUCAAGAAAAUUGCAGAAAAGAAUGUGGCUGAAGCUAUGUAUUUAGAUUUGAAGAAUGAAGAUAAGUUUAACAAAACUGUAACAACAAAUUAUUGGUAUCCCUCAUAUUUAAAAAAGGCUUAUACUUUGUAUGUAAAAAAUAAAUUGGCUAUCAACCUAGUAGAAAAGUUAGAGAAUUUAUUAAACAAAGGGACAAUAGAGAAAAUGAAAAAAAGUGUGAGAUUUUUGGUUCAUGUAAAUUCUUUUUUGCAGUUAGAUUUUUUUCAUAAUUUGAAUGAACCAAGGCCUAAGGAAGAUCGUAUGAAUCCAUUGUCUAUGGUUCUUGAAAAUAAAUUUACUAAUUGGCUUUUUAAUUCUAAUUUGGGUUACUUUUUUUUAAAUUAUUAUGAUCCAACAAUAAGAAAUCAAAUGCAUGAAAAGCUCAGAUCAGAUAGGUUUUUAGUACCUAGGUUUCAAAAGGUGUCUGUUGUGUUGAAAAAUUAUUUUAUGAAAGCGUAUGAAUUUUAUUUUAAUCAAAGGCACGUAAAUAAUUUAUACAAAAAUUAUGAUCAUUUCAAUAUAAGUAAUAAAAUUAUGGUAAUGAGAGAUUCCUAUGAAUCCUAUUUAGAGAAUUACAAGGAUGUGAUUUUUUUGGCAGAUAUAUUUAAUAUAAGAAAAUAUUUAUCAGCUACUCCUAAGGCAAAAAGAGUUACAGACAGAAUAUACUAUUACAUUCAUAAUAUUUUGGGUAACUCUGUAAACUUUUAUAAAUAUGGUAUGAUAUAUGGGUUCAUAAUUAAUAAGAAAUAUUUGAAAGAAGUGAGCGAUGAAUUGUUUUCAAUUUAUAAAUUGAAUAAGCAUAUCUUCACAGAUACUUCUUUUAUGGAAACAGUUUAUUUACUCUUUAGAAAAAUUGAAAGUAGUUUUAAUGUGCAUAGGAGAAAUGAUAAAAUAAGUAUAAACAAUUUGUUCUUUUUAAAUGUUUCACAUAAUUAUUCAAAAAUGAAUAAAGAAGAUAGAUUAGAAGAAUUAAACAACUCCAUGGCAUCAAGAUUUUUUUCAAAAACGUUAUUUUCCACAUUUCAAACUAUGUUUUCCACAAUGUUAAGUAAUAGAGCAGAAAAGCUUGAUAGAAUGUACGGAACUGCUAACAUGCUUGGUUUAACAAUGAAUGAUCAGGCAUUUUUAAAUUUUUCAUAUGCCUUCUAUGGAAGUAUAAUGGAUAAUAUAACAAAUAGUCUCUUACCACCAUAUGCCAAGAAACCAAUAGAACAAUUAAAAUAUGGAAAAACAUUUAUCUUAUCAAACUAUUUUAUGCUAGCUUCACAAACGCUUUCAUUAUUAAAUUUAAAUAAUUUAAGUCUAUUAUGCGAAUAUCAAGCUAUAUCAAGUGCUAACUAUCACUCUAGCAAGAAACUUGGUAGAUUUGUUGACAAAAAAAUGAUAGGUAUUAUUGUGUACUAUUUAAAUGUGAGAAUUCAGAGUGUUAUAAGUCAUCCUAACGAGUUUAAAGCUAUGUUGGGUCCUCUAACUAAAGCCAGUGCUAUGCAUCCUGCUGUUUGUCUUACUGUGCAUAUGGCUAGUAAUUUAUACUUUGACACGCCAAUUGCUUUCCCGAACACAAUGGCUUCUAAAUUAGGGGAGCAAGCUAAUCAUGUCACACUUCCAAAACCAAGUGGAAAACUACCUGUUAGUGGUUUUACAAAAGAUUUUAUUUUGGAAUUUAUUAAUGGAAUGUCUCUUGCUUUUACUAUAUUUCCUUUUUUGCGUACCUAUGCUUUUGAGCAAAAUGUUGUAUAUUUUUUCAUAAAUCCAGUUCGACUUUUCGAUAGAUUUCAUACACCUGUUGAUAGUUAUAUUAAAAGUAUUGUUCGAAAAAAUUUUAAAAAAUAUACAACAGAUGAAUUCCUAAGAUUUUUAGAAAGAUCUUUAUUAAAUCUUAAAAGAAGGGGUAAAAUGGAAGAGGCAGUUAAAGCUAGAUUGGAUAUUAAAAUGUUUAAUGAGAAUUCUAUUAUACAAGGCUUAAAAGAGGAUUUGCCUAGGAUAGCACCACAAGAAUAUGAGCGCUUGCAAAAAAUGGAUUCUGAACUGUAUGAAGACGAUAAUCUUCUUUUUGAUUCAUUAGAUGAUGAAGAAAAAUUUUUAAAUGACAAAUAUGUAAUUUCCAAUAUUUCUGAAGAUGAAGUGGAAUUGUCGAGUAAGAGGAGUACACAUUCUACAAAAGACAACAAAAGUAAUAAUAAAGUAAAUGAAAGUGAAGAAAUUAAAACAGAUAUAAAAGAACCUGAAGAAGAAAUUUCUGACGAAAAUAGUGAAAAAGAAGUACAUGAACCAGGUAAUGAAAAUGAAGAAAAUGAUGAUGAGGAUAUGCUCGAUGAAAAAUUAAUGAUUAAGAGAACACCGCCUGAAGAAGAAUGA
This is a messenger RNA of Plasmodium gonderi, 4191 nucleotides long. RefSeq names its product cytoadherence linked asexual protein, CLAG. The transcript is spliced from 8 exons. Bases 1 to 4191 code for a protein of 1396 amino acids. The record is from RefSeq and is a predicted model, not a curated record. NCBI's taxonomy places the organism in Eukaryota, Apicomplexa, Aconoidasida, Haemosporida, Plasmodiidae. Gene Ontology annotation, biological process: adhesion of symbiont to microvasculature.